UACGCGCAGGGGCAUCCAGAAGUCAACCGACCUUUGUCAGAGAUCAGCGGCGCGUCCCAAGAUGGCCUCAAGAGCCUCCGCCGGCGCAGCCGCAGCAGGCCCUCGAGCCAGCCCCGGCCCAAGAGGCCCGGGAGUCACAGCCAAGUCCACCUCGGAUCCCAUUCUUCGCAAUGCUCUGCGAUACACCAUCUCGGCUCGCGAAUACGCCGUUCUGCACAAACACGUCAUCUCCAAAUCCAAGACGCUAAGGAAAAGGGCGCCAACAGUCGAUACCGUGCAGAGAAUCAUGGACGGUGAACCCCAAAAUAGGGGUCGCGGUGGUGGUGGUGGUCAGGCACUGGCCAAGGGUUACGCUACCAGUACCGGUUCCGGCGGUGGUGCGUCUUCCAGCGAUAAGGAUUCGAAAGCGAAGGCUAAAGAGGAGGUAUUGGCCAGGAUUGCUGGCAAGGGAGCGGGUGCCGACGAUUACAAUGCGAGAGCGAUCAGACACUCGCUACGCGUCUUCAUUGCGACUGGCGCGUUGAUGAAGUUGUGGGGAAUCGUGUCGGCGAGGGUUCUAGGGAAGAAGCAAGGCGGUGCUGCCAGCGGUCAGAAGCAGCCACUUCACAAGUCACCGACCCUCCGGCUAUCCCUAUCACUCAGCACCAUCUUGCUGAUGUACCGACUUCUUUUCCGCUUCUUCACACGCCUACGUGCCCAUUUGUUGGACCCUACGGCGGCUCCCUUCCGGAUUCGUAACCCCAAGACUACGCUCACGCUCACAUCGCCGUAUGCCCCUGCCGUCGGUGCUUCCCUGGCUGGUCUUGCGCUGGGUGUCUAUCCAAGCCAGCAGCUACGUGUUUCCAUUGCCGUAUAUGCGCUCUUCAGAGCACUCGAGUUCGGAUGGAAUUGUGCCGAGGACAACGGCAUGGUCUGGGGUUGGGAUAGGGGCACCCACGGCAGGCCGGAUAAGAAGCGGACGAGGCCGUGGUGGUGGGGAAGCUGGAUGUUGCAGCCCUUUGCGUUUGGCCAGCUGUUGCAUGCCGCCGUGUUCGAUCGGGACUGUUUCCCCACGGCCUAUGGUGACUUCAUCUUCAAGCAUUCCACGGCCUAUCUCCAUGCCAGACCCGAGGAUUUCCCUCUCAGCCUGAAGUGGCCCAAGGUUUACGAAAUAAUCGACAGCCUCGCCACAAUGGCCAAGCUCAACUGGCCGGCAUUCAUCUCCCCCGUCCUCUUCCCCGGCAAAGAAGACACGCUCCCAGCCUCCCUCUCCGCCAUCGCCCCCCUCACCUCCGGCGCCCACCCGCUCAUCACCUCCCUCUCCUGCGCGACCCUCCACCCCUCCGACCCUUCCUGCACGCGGACCUUGCUCACCUUCUGGCUGCGCUCCUUCACACCGCUAACCAAGAUCCUCCUCCUCGUCUACUCGGCCAUGGUUCUCCCGCGCUUCAGCUCGCUCUACCACUACCCGCUCUCCACCAUCCAGGGCAUCAUCUCCAAUGCGCUGCGCAUGUCGACCUUCCUGACGGGUGCCCUGGGCACUUGGUGGAGCAGCAUCUGCUUCUUCCAGACGUGGCUGCCGCGCACCUUUAUGCCCACGCAGCGUUUUUUCUUGGGAGGCUUCCUGGCUGGCUUCUGGGCCUAUCUGGAGAAGAAGAAGGGCCGGCCCAUCUUCUUGCACACGGCCAAGGCGAGCUUGAACAGCCUUUGGAAGGUCGGUGUCAAGAGGAGGUGGUGGCGGGCCAUGAAGAGUGGGGAUGUUUGGGUCCUUGUGGCGGCGUUGGCGCUUACUGGUGUGGUGUAUGAAAGGGACGCGAAGGCAAUCAAGGAAAAGAAUUGGAGGAAGGGAGUGUCCUGGGUUAGAGGUGAGGGGUGGAGGGAUUGGGUGGAGACGUUGGAGAUUGAGGGCGAUGAGGCGGAUGAGAAGGAGGAGGAUAUUUAUGAGCUGAAAAUUGAGGAGGAUGAGUCGGAGGGGGAGGGCUUGAGGUAUUAAGCUAGGGAAUGGUCUGAUGAGUGCGGAUGGAGAGGGAAAAGGAGAUACGUUGCUGGGGGUAGAGGGGAAUAGGGGUUCUUGCUGUGCGAGCAACCCUUGCUGGAUUGGCUGGCCAGCUGUCUUUUUGAAGAACGGACAUUGAAGACGUAGCGGGGUGGUGAUUUAGGGUGUACGUAGGUAGUCUUGCGAACUUGUCGAUAUACCCUUCUUUAGAUGAUUCUUGUUUACAUACAUGCCACUCAUUGGACCUUA
Messenger RNA from Neurospora tetrasperma FGSC 2508, 2224 nucleotides. RefSeq lists its product as uncharacterized. The transcript is spliced from 4 exons. Lineage: Eukaryota; Fungi; Ascomycota; Sordariomycetes; Sordariales; Sordariaceae. The coding region runs from base 62 to 1972 and encodes 636 amino acids. The record is from RefSeq and is a predicted model, not a curated record.